Messenger RNA from Cercospora beticola, 2953 nucleotides. RefSeq names its product histone deacetylase HDA1 (gene HDA1). The record is from RefSeq and is a predicted model, not a curated record. Gene Ontology annotation, cellular component: histone deacetylase complex. Gene Ontology annotation, molecular function: histone deacetylase activity; transcription factor binding. Gene Ontology annotation, biological process: negative regulation of transcription by RNA polymerase II. NCBI's taxonomy places the organism in Eukaryota, Fungi, Ascomycota, Dothideomycetes, Mycosphaerellales, Mycosphaerellaceae.
CACUUCUACUACACACCCAACGGUGACAAGUUGCAAACGCUUUUAGUUACGCGCCUGUCUCUCGACUCCUCAUUCAGACCAAGCAAGAGGCCUCAUUCGUCUAACAUAAGUUCGCAGCCUUGUAUGCAAGCACUGAAGCGGUUUAUCGUAUUCGCUGCAGCAGGCGCUGCCUGGCCUCGGCAUGAGUAGCUGACCCUCGUCUUCCUUCCUUUCCCUUCGACAUGGAGGACGACCCGCAAGAUGUGUCCAUGUCAGAUGGCGAAGUAAUCCGCUCGACUGAGACGCAUGGGUCAUUACUUGCGCAAAGUGGCGGCGAUUUUACUGGCAAGCAAGCCAUUGGAAGCUUCCACGCCGAGGAGCCAUUACUACGACCUCCACAUGCCGACACUUUGCUGAAGGGCAAGGGAAUACGCCGUGGAUCUAAUGCCUUCGACCAUCAGCUCUUCGCUCGGAAGGAUGGUCCUAAGCCGGCCAAGUUCGAACAGCUGCCAUAUGGCACAUUGCAGACGGGUCUUGUUUACGAUGUACGAAUGAGAUUUCAUGUUGAGGCGGAGCCAUCUGAGGAUGACUUACAUCCCGAAGAUCCGAGGCGCAUUCAUGCCAUCUUCGAGGCGUUCGUUAAUGCCGGACUUGCAUGGCGAGAUGGAGACUCAGGCCCUGCGAACGAUUACUACAUGGGCCGAAUCGAUGCGCGCAUGGUAACGCGCGACGAAGUGUGUCUCGUGCACACUAGAAACCACUGGAAUUGGGUCCAAUCGCUCAGUGUUAUGAGCUCGGCAGACCUAAAAGACGAACUUCAGCAUCCACCGCAUGGGAACGACUCAAUAUAUCUAUCCAACAGUACGCCAUACUGCGCUGCUCUCAGUGCUGGAGGUGCAAUCGAGGCCUGUCGUGCCAUCAUACUUGGCAAGGUGAAGAACGUCUUUGCUGUCAUCAGACCCCCUGGGCAUCACGCUGAGCGUGAAGAUGCCAAGGGCUUCUGCUUUUAUGACAACGUCAGUAUUGCUACCAAGGCCUGUCAAAAGGAGUUUGGAGAUCAGUGUCGCAAGGUUCUCAUUCUGGACUGGGACGUGCAUCACGGCAACGGAAUCCAGCAAGCCAACUACGACGACCCAAACGUGCUCUAUAUCUCCCUACAUGUGCACAAGAGAGGUAAUUUCUAUCCUGAGCACAGCUAUCGAGAUAAUCGUGUAGCAUACGGUGACCACCUUCACUGCGGGGAAGGGGCUGGUCUGGGAAAGAAUGUAAACAUUCCAUGGUCAAGGCAGGGCAUGGGUGAUGCAGACUAUCUCUACGCUUUCCAGCAGGUCGUCAUGCCAAUCGCCACCGAGUUCAAUCCCGAUCUUGUUAUCAUCGCGGCCGGGUUCGAUGCUGCGGAGGGCGACAUGCUGGGUGGUUGCAAAGUCACACCAGCCGGAUAUGCGCAUAUGACACAUAUGCUCAUGUCUUUGGCAGAUGGCAAGCUCGCUGUAUGUCUCGAGGGUGGCUACAACUUGGAAUCCAUCGCAAGAUCAGCGACAGCCGUUGCACGUACCCUUAUGGGAGAGCCACCGGACAGGCUUGAGAAUACCGUGGCUACAGUGUCCGGCAUCGAUGAUGUUAAGCUUGUCGCCCGACAACAGAGCAGAUUCUGGACAUGCCUGUAUCCGAAGGACAUGUCACAUCGUCUCAAGGGCCUACUUCGUGGCGAACGCAUGCACAAUGUAGUCCGCGGAUGGCAAGCGAAGACUAUGUGGGACGAAUACGAGAUGACGCCCCUGUUCGUGCACCGCGAACAACUGGCCAAAGAGUUCGAGGACCAAGUUCUUGCUACGCCCAACUAUAGCACAGCACAGGCUUUGUUUGUUGUGCUACAUGAUCCGCCUGAAGUUCUGGCAUCACCAGAUCCAAGGACGGGCAAGAUCGAGCUUCACAACACAUGGCUGACUGAUAUUGUAAAGACCUACGUCGACACCGCGUUCAAAGAAGGCCUCGCUGUAAUUGAUGUCAACUUGCCCAAAUACGUGGUUGACUACGACGAAGAUUCGCAAGAGCACCAGCCCAAUGAGAGCAUUGACUACCGCAUCAAGGAAGCGUCACAGUUGCUCAAAUACCUAUGGGACAACUACGUCGAGCUCAGCGAAUGCACCCACGUGUACCUUAUGGGCACGAACACCGGCCAUGGCGCGAUCAUCAAUCUCCUCAAGAACAAUCAAGAGACGUUCUUGAAGAAGUACAACGAUCGCGAAGAAGACAACAAACUGUUGAAGGUCAUCUCGUUCGUUGAGGACGUCCCGCUUAUGUCGUGUAAGUCGCUCGUCAACGGAGACGAGGAAUUGGCCCAUUGGUAUCACCGAAACUCCCUGGUUUUUGUCGGCAGCGAGCAUGCGUAUUUUGCAAGCGACUUUGCACGCAAACCUAAGCGGCGAUUUGGCCAGGUCGUCAAGAGCGAUUCCAAUACCAUCACCGAAAUGUUGCUGCAACACAAGGAUGCGGUUUUUGAUAUUCUUCUUGAAGAUGCCGAGGAGUGGAGAAGCGCUCAGCAUGAGAACGGAGCAGAUGAGAUGGAUGCUGUGCCUUCACCGCUUGCGAGCCCGAGGAAAUUGCCUUCGGUGGCAUUGUCUCCGACCAACACUGCAGCGGUGCCAGUCUUCUCGCGGCCGGUGGUGGAAAAUGGGAACGGAAGUCCGCGCAGACUGCCGCAAUAGGAUGCGGUCGUUCGCAGCAUUGAAACUUCUGAGCCAGUUGGAGUGGGUCGACAAGGCUUUUCAUGGGAAUGGCGAGAAGAGCGCGGAUGAGAUGGGAAUUACGGGCACGACCACAAAGUGGAGGUAGAAUGUCAACGACACGGUGUGACAUUCGAUCGUCGCUGCCGCUAGUUGCUGUACUAUAUACCCUUCAGAGGCUUGACGAUGAACAUUAACAACGAGAAAGCAAUUGGUCACACCCGCUCCUGGUCAUCAUGCUUCAGCAC